Molecule: messenger RNA, 2349 nt
Organism: Colletotrichum scovillei
Lineage: Eukaryota; Fungi; Ascomycota; Sordariomycetes; Glomerellales; Glomerellaceae
Exons: 4
Coding region: 35-970 (311 amino acids)
Source: RefSeq, a predicted model, not a curated record
CAGUCUCGUUGAAAGGUUCUAUCCGUUGAUCAACAUGGCAAAGGAGCCCCGAUCUUAUGGCGGCGGAAAGUUUUCACAAUAUGGCUACGAAGCAUCCUCAGGUUCUGACGAUGGAACCCACUCAUCUCGAGACUCUGGCAUUGCUGAACUGGAUCUGUUCGUUGACUCCGACCCAGAAGUCUGCAGUGACACCGAGCUAGACAUUCGCAAAAAUAUGGCCGCUGACGUGCUGAGACGUCACGGAGGAUACUGGGACACCCGGUCGAUCGAUGGUUGGAACCUUAAAACGGUCAAGUACGGAAUCUUCAUCAUCAGCGGCGAAUGCCGCAGAUUUGUGUCGGGCAAUUUCCACGUCAGAAAAGAACCACUUGCCCUGAAUUUUCUAGAUUCCAGGUACGGAGAGGAUCUCGGCGUUGAGUCUUCGCAUGACUACAUUUGCAUUAGCAUUACCGGAGCAACAUUUCCGGACGACCUUUUUGAAAAUCUCUCCAAGUCUCUCAAUCCCGAAGCUACCAUCGACGUUCAAUGCGGCGGAUUGAUUGCAUCACCCGCGGAGUCCCAUGACAGUCCUUCCACGGACGAAACCUUGGCCGGAGAAGACAAAGAUAUGGUACAGAGGGUUGAAUAUUUCAUGAAGGAAGCUGGGCUUGUGUUUCGGAGCAGAAGGACGCAUCAUAUACCCAGCGCAUCAACAGUGGCGCGGACAAUUCAGACGGGAGACCUAUGGAGCUUACCGAGAGUAACAGGCGGCGUGUAUAGGUAUCUUUCUACCUGGCGAACGCUUCACAAAGAAGUAGGCGUGAACACAUUACUGCACAUCAUUCGAGCCAGCGCGCCGCGAAUGAAGAGAUCCAGAGAGGAUUCCAUUGAUGAGGCUGGACCGAAACGACUUCGCUUGGCGGCUGGUGAGCAAGACGUGACUGAGAGUUGCGUCUCCGUGGGCCUCGAUGCGCAAGAGACCACUCGGUAGAGAAGUAAAGGGACUAUUAGGUUGCAUUAGCCGAAGUCAGGCGCAGUCAAGUCGUUAUGCCGCAAAGUAUAUCCUACGCCCGAAGCCGUAUCUGUAAUUCUAUUCAAGCCCUCUCAGGUGCUGCUGAGCAUUUCCUCUACGACUUGAGGUGGGGGGGGAGGACAGUAUGCGUGACAUGAUAUGCGAGCGGAAUUGACUUUAUCACCGGCUUGCGAGGCUUCCUGUAGGGCAUCCGUGGUAGGUUGGCGAGCUCAUCGCAUUCACGGAGGACGUUCUGCGGACGCAAUGGCGGAAGGCCUGGCGCAGCCCGGACUAGGGCAUCUCGAGCCGAGGCCCAAUCGGGGCAGCCCUGCGGGGUGGGCUGAGGGCAGGCGUGGGCAGCCGGAGCGAGUGACAUUGGCCGACGGGCGCUCGAGCCUCUCUGCAGAGUGAUGGACAUAAGGUAUGUGGGUCUUGGGGACUAGCCAGGAGGGCGUAUGCGGCUGGGGGUGCGCAUGCUGAGAUGGUGGGGUGUGAGCGACGACAAGGGUGUGGGGGUGAGUAGGUCAAAAAAAGUUGGAGGGGAGUGGGAACGCCAAAUCUUGCAUCGUCCUUGCAGCCUCCCCAGUGCCACGGCACAGACGACAUGGGGCGCUCAUCUCACGUUUUAGCGUCCCCAGGACGGCCCGCUUUUGGCAUGCACAUGGAGACGUCAGCCCAACCAAUCAGGGCUGCAUCUCCCGACUUCAUGUCUUGCGCAGCGACGGCCAGCGCAGAACCCGACAACAUUCGUGUUGGCUGCCCGUCGAGAGACUCGCGGACCAGGGAAAGGGCCAAUCGCGGACAAGCCGUGCAGUACCCGCUGGUUGCCGCCGGCAUGAGAGGUCCGUUGGGCAUCGGACCGUGGCUCCUUGCGAAUGGAGGCAUUGGCCCUGCAGUCGUGUCCAUUUGAGGCAGCUGCGGCCUGGUCUGGAAUUCAGGGAGGAAGAGAUAUAAAGGGCUGGUGCUGAUGGCGAGAUUCCCGGAUCCGAAGACCAUCAAGACCUCACCUUGACCACAAACCGCAUACCUUACACUCUACCCGCGAGCCAGCACAAGAUCGAAGACGAACGAAGCCUAAAGGAUGGACCGCUACCCCUGCGUCAACAGAUACAAGCACGGCGUCGACUGCCCCGGCUGGGUGAACGUCCACGGUGCGCGGUGCGAAGACUGUGUUGUCGUAAGUCACACGCCCGAUCAUACCCAAGGCUUACUGACCCUGGACAGUACAACCGGUAGACGUGAGGGGUCUAAGUGGUGGUGUAACGCGAUCGACGGAGCCUAGGGAUGGGCGGAAAGCACCUGCAGCAACUUGCUUAGACAGACCGGAGAUGACUCUCCCUUGAAUUGACUCUGUGUAC